Molecule: messenger RNA, 470 nt
Organism: Peromyscus maniculatus bairdii (prairie deer mouse)
Lineage: Eukaryota; Metazoa; Chordata; Mammalia; Rodentia; Cricetidae
Source: RefSeq, a predicted model, not a curated record
ACUUAGGAUGCUGCGUGGAAGACGAAGCCGCUCUUCCCGGGUGGCCCCUCCGGCCAACCGGGCCCCUCAGAUGAGGGCUGCUCCCAGACAAACACCUGCAGCUCAUCCUCUGGCAGCAGCUGCCCCAUCUGCAGUUGGCUCCCCUGCCGCUGCCCCCAGGCAGCCAGGCCUGAUGGCCCAGAUGGCCACCACUGCAGCUGGUGUGGCUGUGGGGUCCGCAGUGGGGCACACCCUGGGUCAUGCCAUCACUGAGGGCUUCAGUGGAGGUGGUAAUGCUGAGCCCACGAGGCCUGACGUCACUUACCAGGAGCCCCAGGGAACCCAGCCUGUGAACCAACAGUCUUUUGGGCCUUGCUCUCUUGAGAUCAAACAGUUUCUGGAGUGUGCCCAUAACCAGAGUGACGUCAAGCUCUGCGAGGGCUUCAAUGAGGUUUUGCGGCGGUGCAGAAUUGCAAAUGGUUUGAUCUAAU